Messenger RNA from Gregarina niphandrodes, 2793 nucleotides. Its product is annotated as ubiquitin-transferase domain protein. The coding region runs from base 1 to 2793 and encodes 930 amino acids. NCBI's taxonomy places the organism in Eukaryota, Apicomplexa, Conoidasida, Eugregarinorida, Gregarinidae. Gene Ontology annotation, molecular function: ubiquitin-protein transferase activity. The transcript has a single exon. Gene Ontology annotation, cellular component: cytoplasm. The record is from RefSeq and is a predicted model, not a curated record.
AUGGAUCAGACGCCAGCGAUGUGCCACGUGGCGACGUUGACGCCGGUGAUGCCUACGUUGUCGGCGGCGUUACGCUCGCGUGCGCCGCAGUUGGUGUUUGCAUCGAGUGUGAGCGAGUGGUUGUGCAGCGACACGAGCUGGUUGUUGGGUGCUUUGGCGCAGAAGAGUCAUCCGAGUGUGCAAACGCGGCGGAUGGUGACGCAUUUGAUUUUGUUGGCUGCUCGUUUCGCUAAGUGGUCGAGACUGAAGGCAGCGGCGCCGGCGCAGGAGAUACCGGCAGAGCACAGCGCGUUGGGUGACCUGUACCGGGCGGGCGACAGUAGUUGUUUGGCUGGCUGCAUGCCCCAUCCGGGGCGCGAGCUCAAGUCGAUAAUUUGCGAGAAGGACCGCCGUUACGUGCUUUCGUCUGAGAUCGUCGGCGAGGUGCUCAGCCGCCACGCUGCGGCAAUGACCCUGGAGGAAUACAAACACCAUACUACCCCGCUCUGUCGGACUGUGGCGAAUGCCGAGGGACAGGGAUGCUGGGACGGCAGCAUGCUCAUGCGCUCAUGUCUGCAGGGCGUGCUCGAGACCCCGUUCCCCGUCUGGCCGCCAUCCGCGUGCGCGCAGGAGGAGCUGAGUGAGGAGGAGUUCGACUCGGGCGUUUUUCUGUCGGCGAUGUUGCAUAUGCAGGCGCGACUGUACGGGUUGCAGAACGCCCUGGAAGUCCCGGCGACCAUUUACAAGUUCCUCUACCUCUUUUCCAAGGGCGCUUCUGUCUGGACGUUUAGCGACGCCCUCAAGCCCGCUGUGCCCGAGGUCGGGUCCACAGUGAUCCAGGUGCAGCGCGGUCUGAAUCUGGUGCGACAUGCCGCGGCGUCUGCGGGUCUGUUUCCGGCCAGUCCGAGCGUGCCGCCGCCUACCGAGGGGACGCGGGAGGGUUACGAACUGAGUCGGUUGGCGUUGGCGCAGUCGACAUUGGGACAGUUGACGCAGGCGAUUGCCUCGGUGCGUAACCCGCUGGACCUCUGUGGCAACGAUCGGCCGAUGAAGUUGAUUCUGCAGGGUGAGGGUGCUGAAGACCUGGGCGGGCCGUUUUUGGAGGCGGUGAGCGAGGCUAUAGCGUUGUUUGAGGAGGUCUUCUUGACCCAGAACCCGAACGCGGAAGCGGAGAUGGCAUUGAACCAGGACAUUAAUAUCGUGUUGCCUUGCUUGUCUGACUGCUUCGACGCGCAUACCUUCUCCUGGCCCGGCGGAUUACCGCAACGGCUCUGGGAGUCGCGCGCGAACCGGAUCCGGAUGCGUUUUACGGAGAAGGUGUAUUCGACGCCGCCGGUGGUGAACUUGAGUGAGUUGAUUACGUCCUUCAGCACCUUGCUGGAACAGAAGAUGAACACGGAGCGGCAGCUGGCGAUGUACUCGGUCCCCUUGUCUCAGAUUGCGUUGCACGACGUGGACAGCGCCCGCAUUUUAUGCGGGCUGGGCAUGCUAUUGGCGGCGUGCUGUCAGAGCGGCAACCCGGUACACGUUUCGAUGCACCCGGCCGUCUGGCGACUGAUUGCGGGCGAGAACAUUACGUGGAUCGAUUGUUUGGCUAUCGAAACCUCGGAGCUGCUCAAAGUGGAGCAGUGGACCAUGGCCAUCAAUCAGGCUGAGGGCGUCUUGCUCACGGGUUCCGGUGACCUCGAGGACCAGCGCGGCACGCUGUCAUUACGGGCCAGCGUGGGCGACGUGACGCCAUCUGUCCGGGCGGGCGCGUUCCGGAGUGCGACGCCACUCAAGUCGCUGCUGGAGAACGCCGCGUUCCCCUUCACCGGCAAUGGGCCUGGCGAGGACUCGGUGCGGCCGCAGACGGGAGUGGAUGAGGUGGUGGAUUUGUGGGAAGGACUGUCUCUGGACUUUUGGGAGCUGGAGACGCAAAAGGGGAGCGAGUUGGUGCCCAGGUCGGUUGCCCAGGUCUUAACGGCGCUGUUCAACGUGCUGAAGUUCGUGCUCAUGAGUCGACUGGAGUGUUACCAGAGCAAGGCCGGUUCGUCGGCACUAGCGGAACGCGGAAGCGAACGCGGAGGCGAACGUCGGGCGGUGAGUGUGGAGAAAUAUCUGCCGCCACGGUUGCAGGUUCUGAUGUUCCCGGACGCUUCCGGAAUGGUGCCGGUUGAUCGAGUCUUCGGCAAUGUGUGCGAUCGCGAGAUUAUGUACUUGAUGAAGCAGUUGCUGUCUUUGCACUUGGCCAUAGAACGGCAGCGAAGGACCACCCGGCGGCUGGUCGCCUUGAGGUUCCUGAAGGCCGGCUUCCACCGAGUAAUUCCCGCACUUCUAACUAAAACUUUUACGCGAGCACGCGACGUCGAGAUUGCGACUUGCGGAUAUCCUGUAAUCGACGUUGAGAUCCUGAAGGAGCACGUGCGAGUAGAGUUCCCCGGAGAUCAGCUGGACGAGACGGAAGCCCGGAGAAUGGCGCAAGUUGUGCUCUGGCUGUUCGAAAUUCUCGCUGACGCUGACCAGACCACUCGACGGCUGUUCAUGCGGUUCGUGACGGGACUCUCCAGACUGCCUUUGGGCUGGAUCGAUCCCCGAGCCACUCAGUCUCACCCCCCUUGUUUGUUCUGCCGCAUCCUUCGGCCCCAUGAAAUUCUGGAAAACGGAACAACCCUCACUCAAUCGCAAGUUGACCAAAGAUUACCCACCGCUACCACCUGCUUCCAAAUUCUGAAGCUGCCACUAUAUUCGUCAAAAGAAGUUUUGAAAGAUAGGCUCCUGACGGCGCUCAUAACCUGUUGCGAUAUCGAUCUCGAUGGCGACGUGGAUGAUUAG